GCCCUCCGGAGUCGCUCGGGACGCCCGGCGUCCUGCGGCACUGGGGCCCCGGCAGCGCUGGCCCCCGCGUCGGCGCGGCGGCCAUGGCGCAGUCCCGAGCGAAGGUGGAGAUUCCCCGGGAAGACCUGAACGCACUCAUCCGCAAGUGUAAGGGCGAGAUCCUGGGAUUUCGCUUCCCGGGCUCGUUCGAGGACAUCGCCCGCCUGAACAUGACUGCCCCGUCGGCGAUCAACGCAGAGACGCCCAAGUUGUCCGCGAAGGACAUCCAGGUGGGCCAGGAGGCGCCCCCCGACGUGCCCGUCGACGAGCGGGUGGAUUACAGCGCGCUCGAGGUGGCGAGGGGGCAAGACAGGUUCUCGCCGCGGAACGGCCCGAAGGCCUUCGCCGCGAUCGCCGUCGACGGCGAAGCGGUCGAGACGCCCGCGCCGAACGGCACGGCGCACGCCGCGGGCGAGGGGGGCGCGCCUGUCGACGAGGGGGCCGGGCGGGCUCAUCCCAGGGGCGGGGCGAAGAGAAGGCCGGCGGCUGCGAAGAGGAAGACCGGCUGCGCCGUCGAGGACGGCGACGGCGAGGAGAGAGACAGCAGCGACGACACGGUGGACUCGGGCGCAGAUUAUGACGCGCCGAAGAGGAGGCCAGCCGCCGCGGGCGCGGGCAAGGAGCCCGCCGCCGAGGCGGGCGGGGGCGCGGCACCGCCGCCGGAGCCGAAGCGGCCACCUGGAGACAAGGCGCGGGUCGCCACGCAGCGCGGGCGCGAUCGGGCUGCGGGCCAGGUGCGCGCCCCCGAGAGACAGUUCGCGCAGCGGUCUGCGGGCGCCGCCUAUUCCGACGAACAGGUGAUGGAGAUGGCCGACCACACCGUUGCCCAGCUGUCCAUGGGGCGCGAGCUGAGACCGAAGCAGCUCCGCGGCGCUGCGCGACGGCAGGCGCCGCCCGAGCAGCUGGCAGACAAGCUGAGAAGCAUCGCUGGCAGGAAGCUGAGAAGCAUCGCUGGCAGGUGCUGCGAGACCGCCCGAGUGGAGCCGCAGAAGCCCCGCUGCGCGCUGUCGCGCAAGAGAACGCCUUCAGAGCACGGCAUGCAGCGCAAUGCACUGGCGACUUUCGACGAGCUCUGCGGCGAGAAGCAUUCGGAAUUCUGCGACCAGUGGAUCGACGAGAAAGCGACGACCGCGAAGGAACGCAAUAUCACCUUCCUGGCAGAGUGCAAGAGGAGCGGCGCUGAUCCGAAGCGGGGAACCCACCUGCAGGACGACGCGCCCGCCCACUCCGCGCCGGCGCAGUUCUUGGACGACGCAGAUCAUCUCCUGACCAAGGCAGCAUGCAUUCCCGACGAUGAACCGAACGAGGAGAUCAUCGCCGACGUGACGCGCAAGCAGAAGGGAGAGCUCGCGGUGGCCCAGAAGCAUCUCGACGGCGACGAGCUCAGCCUCGAGCGCUGGCGCUCGGAGAGAAAUUUCCAGAAGGGCUCGCUCUGGCCCAGGGGGUGCGCGGCUGAGAUCCGCGCGCCGUGCCCGAAGCACCAUCGGGAGGAGAAGAAGGAGGCUUCCAUUUCGCUGCCGCGCGACGCGCUGCUGUCGCCGGCGCCCCGCGGCGAUCCGGGCGCACUGCCGCGGAAGGCGGGGCUGGGCGAGGGCGACUGCGCCCGCGUGGGUCGCGCGGAAGCGACGCUCCGCAGUGGCACGGCGGCGUUUGGCUGGCGGCGGGAUGGCGCCCCCACCAGGCCAGACCACGGGCGUUCGCUUCAGGACGUCAUCGCCACAAUUCUGCGCAACGGAGGCUAUGUCUCGCCUGCGCUGAACCUGUCUGGCACCGCCGUCGACGCGCUCCAGAUUGAAUGGUUGCACGCUGUGGACAUUGGAGUCAGGGCGGAUUUCGCGGGCGCGCUGCCGCGGGAAGCUGUUGAGAGCCACUGCGUUCCUGGGAGCGCCGCGGACGACUCCGCACUGAACGCGAUGCGUGACUUGCGCACUUGCUACCACACGAUGAGCAGCGCCUGCAUCUCCAGACGCGACUUGCUGCGCGACUCCGCCAGCAGGUUCGCGGCGCCUUUCGCUGCCUUCCAGCGGGCGCGGCCGAAGAUUUGGCGCGCGAGGCCGAAGGCGCACCUACUCCCCGAGAUGGCUUUCGGAGGCGGACAGCCGUCGCUGUGCUGGACCUACAGGGGCGAGGACUUCGGAGGCAGCGUGGGGCACGCGGCGAAGAGGCGCGGCUCCACGGCAGCGGGUUUUUCCCGCGCGGCUAUCGCGCGCACCCGCGCGCAGCCGAUGGCGCGGCUGGCGCGACCUGCCGCGCCGAG
Prorocentrum cordatum is the source of this 2296-nucleotide messenger RNA. The record is from the annotation of a GenBank genome assembly. Lineage: Eukaryota; Dinophyceae; Prorocentrales; Prorocentraceae.